AUGAACAUUAAGGUAGAUGCAAGCCAAGACAAAAGUUCUUUGGAUUUAAAUACGAAUAAUGUCUAUAUUAAACAAGAGCGUGUUGUGGAAGAAGAGCAAAGGAAAAUGGAGGAGCUGGAACUUUAUGCAGAUCAUGAAAUCAAGGAAGAAUUGGUCAUAGGACCAGUGGUGUUGCAGCCUCCUGUGUUAGAUCGAACAAGAUACGUACAGAGCACAUCUGAUGGGUUGAACGCUGAUAUUCUAAACACCAACACUAAACGUUAUACACGGAAAUACCAUCUAAAGCGUCAUAAAAUAACUUGUACUGGAGAGAAGCCGAAUCAAUAUGAACAAUCUGACAAAACUUUCCCCAGAAAGAAACCAUACACUUGUGAUAUUUGCAAUAAAUGUUUUGUGAGAAAAUGGGUUCUUCAAACUCAUAUAAUGGUCCAUACUGGUGACAAACCACACAGAUGUGACCACUGUAACAAAAGUUUUGCUUCUAAAUACAAUUUUAAUACACAUUUAAGGAUUCAUACAGGAGAGAAACCAUAUCAGUGUGAUAUUUGCAAUGAACGUUUUGUAAGAAAAGGGAAUCUUAAAACUCAUAAUAUAAUAGUCCAUACUGGUGAAAAACGAUAUAAAUGUGACCAUUGUAACAAAGGUUUUUCUUCUAAAUACAAUUGCAAUAAACAUUUAAGGAUUCAUACAAGAGAGAAAUCAUGUAAGUGUCAUAUUUGCAAUGAAUGUUUUAUACGAAAAGGGGAUCUUAAAACUCAUAUAAUGGUCCAUACCGGACCAUUUGUGAUAUUUGCAAUGAAUGUUUUAUUAGAAAAGGGGAUCUCAAAACUCAUUAUGGUGCAUUCUGGUGAAAAACCAUACAAAUGUGUUAUUUGCAAAAAAUGUUUUAUAUCAGAAUAUUACUUGAAGCGUCAUAUAGUAACAAACGAUACAAAAUGUGAUCUCCAUAACAAAGUUUGUCUAUAAAUCAAGUUAUAUUAUGCAUUGAAGAACUCAUACUGGAGAGAACUUGAUACUUGGUGUAACGGGCUGGUAUCCGCAAUUUGAC
Molecule: messenger RNA, 1048 nt
Organism: Hyposmocoma kahamanoa
Lineage: Eukaryota; Metazoa; Arthropoda; Insecta; Lepidoptera; Cosmopterigidae
Product: zinc finger protein 239-like
Exons: 3
Coding region: 1-966 (321 amino acids)
Biological process (GO): regulation of transcription by RNA polymerase II
Cellular component (GO): nucleus
Molecular function (GO): RNA polymerase II cis-regulatory region sequence-specific DNA binding; DNA-binding transcription activator activity, RNA polymerase II-specific
Source: RefSeq, a predicted model, not a curated record